Messenger RNA from Closterium sp. NIES-67, 395 nucleotides. Lineage: Eukaryota; Viridiplantae; Streptophyta; Zygnematophyceae; Desmidiales; Closteriaceae. The record is from the annotation of a GenBank genome assembly.
GACGCCAUGACAGCGCGACGCCACGGCAGCGCGUUGAGACGGCCGCGGCAGCACGACGCGGCCGGCGGCACGACGACGCCGCGUGAGCAGCACGAUGCGGCCACCACGGCAGCGCGAGAGAGAGAGAGAGAGAGAGAGAGAGAGAGAGAGAGAGAGAGAGAGAGAGAGAGAGAGAGAGAGAGAGAGAGAGAGAGAGAGAGAGAGAGAGAGAGAGAGAGAGAGAGAGAGAGAGAGAGAGAGAGGAGAGAGAGAGAGAGAGAGAGAGAGAGAGAGAGAGAGAGAGAGAGAGAGAGAGAGAGAGAGAGAGAGAGAGAGAGAGAGAGAGAGAGAGAGAGGAAGAGUGCGCGGCGGAAGCAUAGGAAAUAGGUCCAGCAGAUUGAACCUGCUCUGUUACC